Molecule: messenger RNA, 2096 nt
Organism: Etheostoma spectabile (orangethroat darter)
Lineage: Eukaryota; Metazoa; Chordata; Actinopteri; Perciformes; Percidae
Product: inactive all-trans-retinol 13,14-reductase
Exons: 11
Coding region: 1-1842 (613 amino acids)
Source: RefSeq, a predicted model, not a curated record
AUGUGGUUCUUAAUUUUUUUAGUCUGUUUGGUUAUAUGGGCCGGUGGCACAUACCGGUACCUGUAUGGGACACCGAGCCCUUUCUCCUUGGAGUCAGUGAGACCUCCUGGACCUCGAGAGUUUGAUCAGAAGAAGCGGGACAAAGUUAUCAAGCAAGGCUUCCGCCUCGACAAAGUGCCCCAGAACCUGGAUGUUAUUGUCAUCGGGAGUGGUAUUGGUGGGCUGACAGCUGGAGCCACACUGGCCAAAGCAGGAAAGAAAGUCCUGGUGCUGGAACAACAUUACCAAGCAGGAGGCUGCUGCCACACCUACAUCGAGAAAGGAUUCGAGUUUGAUGUUGGGCUUCACUACAUUGGUCAGGUUGGCGAGAACAGUCUGCUGCGCGUUGCCUUUGACCAGAUCUCUGAGGGCCAGUUGGAGUUCCAUGAACUAAAUCAACACUUUGACACCAUUCAUAUUGGCCUGGGCGAUGAGAAACGAGAGUACACAAUUUUAUCUGGUAAAACUGAAAUGAAAGCCCAUUUGAUGAAGCAAUUCCCUGAUGACACAGAGGCCAUCGAGACGUUCUUCAAAAUCAUGAAGGUCUCAGCCAAGCAUGCUUACUACCUGGCAAUUCUAAAGAUAUUACCGCAGUGGGUCUCUUUAUUCCUGCUGAAGUCAGGCAUCGGAAACCUUGUCUCAUCGGUGUUCCGCCUCUCUGGCUCAUCUGCAACAGACUUUGUGAACACCCUGACCAGCAACAAGGACCUCCAUGUCAUCUUUGCUUAUCUUUUCUAUGGUGUGCCUCCAAAGGACUCCAGUGUUAUGAUCAAUGCCCUCCUGAUUCAUCACUACAAACGAGGUGCCUUCUACCCUAAAGGUGGUGCCAGUGAGAUUGCCUUCCAUAUCAUCCGCACCAUUCAGAAAUAUGGAGGAAACUGCCUGGUCAGAGCUCCCGUCUCCAGGAUUUUGGUUAACGAGAAAGGAGAAGCUUAUGGUGUGAAAGUGAGGAAAGGUCAGGAGGAAGUGGAGGUUCUUGCACCUGUAGUUGUUUCAAACUGUGGCAUCUUCACCACUUUCCAGAAACUUCUUCCACCUGAGAUUACAGUCAAGCCAGAUAUUCAGAAAAGACUGGACAUAAUGAAACAUGGCAGAGGAUCCUUUUUGGUCUUCUCUGGCUUUGAUGGAACGGAAGAGGAGUUGGGCCUCAAGUCCACAAACGUCUGGCUGUUCAAAGACAAUGACAUGGACAAGUCGAUGGAUGACUUCUUUGCAUUGAGUAAAGAGGAAGCACCAGAUAAUAUUCCCAUGAUGAUGAUCACAAUACCAUCUUCCAAAGACCCAGAAGCCAAAAUAAGACACCCUGGAAAAUCUUCCAUGACAAUACUGAUGAUGGUGAAGUAUGAAUGGUUUGAGGAAUGGAAGGACACUACUGCACGUAAAAGGGGCGAUGAAUACUAUAACUACAAAAUGAGAUUUGCUAACAACCUCUUUGACUGGGCCUGUAUUUUUUUCCCUAAAAUCAAAGACAAGUUGGUAUUCCAGGAGGUGGCGACCCCACUGACCAACACGCACUAUUUGGGUGCCCAGCGUGGAGCCAUGUACUCCUCAGAGCACAACCUAGAGCGUUUCCAAGCCGAGACUGUGGCGAGGAACAGGUGCAGCACCCCUGUCAAAAACCUCUACAUCUCAGGUCAAGAUGUGUUCAGCUGUGGGAUAGCAGGCGCUCUGCAUGGUGGACUCCUCUGCGCCUCUGCUGUGUUGAAUCACAUUGUCUACCUUGACUUGGACGUCAUCAAGAAGACGCUGAAGAAGAGAAAAGCCAGAGAGUUGGCCCAGCUGGCUAAAAAGAAACUGCAGUGAGACCACUCUCUACUUCCCCUGCAGGACAAUAGGGAAACUGCACAAACCAGGACUGUUAAAGGACCCUUGAUUGUUAUGGGAACACACCAGCACUGAGUCCAAGAUCGAUUUUAUACACUAAUAUUAUGAAGUCGAAACAUACUAAUGCCAAUAGAGUACUUUUCUUACAGUUACAAGGACGUUAUGUUAUCUCCUGUUUGUACUAAAAGGAAAUAAUACAGCUGUGGUGAACACUAUAGCCAGUUUCUACUAAA